AUGGCGAUCCCAGUGGGACGUACCCUUUUCAAAAAGAAGGAGGGCAUUCUGACUCUCACAAGUGACCAUCAGCUGGUCACUUGGACUCCUAAUUCAGGAGGCCCUGCCACAGUCUCACUAAACAUCAAUAACAUCACCAACCUCCAGCAGACCCCAGAUUCUUCACCAAAGGUUAUGCUCAAAAUCUUUGAAAGGGUUGGAGACGCAGAGCCUGCUACAUAUCUCUUUCACUUCAACACCGCCGAGGCCAAGGAUGAGGCAAAGGCUGUCAAAGAUCUGUUAUCCAGCCUGUUAGCUUCUACGCGCGGCAACGAUGCUUCUGUCCAAAAACCAUCCGGCGCAAGCGGUGGCUCUUCAACGCCAAACCCAGGCACUGGUAGUGGUUCCGCAUCCAUGGCCUUCGCCAGCGCUGUUAACUCACAGAAUGCUUCAUCCUCGCGCUGGUUCGAUGAUUCACAGCUCAAGAACGACAUCGAAUUGCAACAGUCGCUGAUGAGAAAAGACACAAGUCUGCAUCAAACAUACGUUGAAGCAAUGCAGACCAAGCCCGACUCCUUGUCAGGAGCCGCCUUUAAUUCACAGUUCUGGUCAACCCGGACAAAUCUUCUCCGAGCCCAUGCCAUUGAAAUAAACCAGAAGAAAGGAGCCUAUAAUGUUCUCUCAACUGUCAAACCCAAGACUGUUGAUGGCGAACUAAAGUUGAAUAUCAGCGUAGAGCAGGUGCAGAUGAUAUUCGCACAACAUCCUCUGAUCAAACGUGUAUACAACGAGAAUGUCCCCAAAAUAUCUGAAGCGGACUUCUGGUCCCGUUUCUUCCUCAGCAGACUUUCCAAAAAGCUACGCGGCGAGCGAGUCGCUGAGAACGACCCCAAUGACCCUUUGUUCGACAAAUAUGACCCUGCUGAGAAUACAGUUGCCUUUCAGAGCAAAAUCAUGGCAAACCAAGUACCGCAUUUUAUCGACAUCGAGGCCAACGAAGAGAAUCAAGGAGGCUUCAAAAGUGGAAACGCGAAGGAUGUCGAGAUGCGUCCUAGGGCCAAUAUACCAAUUGUGAAGACCCUCAAUAGUCUCAGUGAGAAGAUCAUGGCCAACGUUGCACCUUCUGAUGUCAACACUGAUGAUCCCGAUGGCGGUUACAACACUUAUGUCCAGCUGGCUUUGCGUGAUCUGAAGGGCGACGCGAAGGAGCAUCGUAUUAUGCUCAACGUGAAAGAACAGAACAAGUUCUUUUCAAAACAUGACUCUGCCCCCUCGAAACAAGCUGCGGUUUUCGAAAGACAAGUUCCUAGCGAAGUUCUGUUCGAGAUAGUGGGAGACCUUGAGACUCUUGAGAGCGAUGGUGCUGGCGGAAUAAAUAUACAGGCAGCAAUGGGAUUUGAUGAAGAAAGCGAAAGUGACGAAGACAUUCCCAAACGGCCACAUGUUGGAUCACGAUUCGCUCUAUUAGCUGCUGAUAAGGACAUCAUGAAGGGCGUACGCCAGCAACGCGCUCAAAAAUACGGCCACGAGACGGAUGCCGCUGAGCCCAUGGGACUCCCCGUUGAGGUUUCCCGCAAGUGCAGUCUUACCCACGCAACGACCAUCGAGUUUCUGCAUCAAUUCUGGAACGCAUUCCUCUCAGGAGACCCGGACCGCGCUGGUGAGUUACAGUACCUAGCCGAGUCUCUCGGCCGCUCACUGGCACGUAUCAACGCCGUUGCAGAGGAAGCCGACAAGGAACGCGAGGAAAUCAUUCGCAACCGAAAGAAAGAGAUCCGAGAUCAUUUCCAGCGGACCGGCAAGAAGAUUAGAUGGCGGUCAGACAAUGUCGGAGGCGGCAAAGCUGCCGUGAUUGCUUUGAUGCAACCAACUAUGAAUGCUUUGGAGAAGGCUCAAGCCGACUACUCGAGGGCUCUCGCAGCAGAAGGAAUACAGAUAUCGACUGAAGCAUGA
Molecule: messenger RNA, 1932 nt
Organism: Fusarium fujikuroi IMI 58289
Lineage: Eukaryota; Fungi; Ascomycota; Sordariomycetes; Hypocreales; Nectriaceae
Product: related to RNA polymerase II transcription factor
Exons: 2
Coding region: 1-1932 (643 amino acids)
Biological process (GO): transcription by RNA polymerase II; transcription by RNA polymerase I; nucleotide-excision repair
Cellular component (GO): transcription factor TFIIH core complex; transcription factor TFIIH holo complex
Source: RefSeq, a predicted model, not a curated record